Molecule: messenger RNA, 1990 nt
Organism: Phycodurus eques (leafy seadragon)
Lineage: Eukaryota; Metazoa; Chordata; Actinopteri; Syngnathiformes; Syngnathidae
Gene: ankrd10a
Product: ankyrin repeat domain 10a
Exons: 6
Coding region: 79-1149 (356 amino acids)
Molecular function (GO): protein binding
Source: RefSeq, a predicted model, not a curated record
UGUUUGAAUUAAUGUGAAACGUGUAUAGACGGCUCCGUGUGACCAGGAAACACCUCGAAGAGUUUUCAGACUUCACUCAUGUCUCUUGAACGAGACUUUUCCAGCAAAGAUGAGGCGUUCACGAGCAUGUUCCCUAUCCACCGCGCUUGUCGUGAUGGUGAUGUUGGAGCUUUGCUGUCACUGUACCAGCAUCACACUCAUCUCACAGCCGAGGAUUCCUGCUACGGUUGGACCCCCAUUCACUGGGCUGCUCACUGUGGACAGUUGGAGUGUGUCAUACGCCUGGUGCAGAUGGGUUGCGACGUGAAUACGGUGUCCAGUCGCUUGAACCAGACCCCAACACACACAGCUGCGAUUGGCGGGCAUCCUCGCUGUGUUUUGUGGCUAUCGCAGGCUGGUGCAGAUGUCAACCGGCAGGACUUUGUAGGUGAGGCCCCCAUCCAUAAGGCUGCCAGGGCAGCUUCCAUGGAGUGCAUCCAAGUGCUGCUGAUAGCGGGCGCUAAACUACAUUUAAGGAACACCAGCGGGCAGACUGCAGCUGACCUCGCGCGCACUCACGGAUUCCACGACUGCCUCCAUCUCAUCUCCAACUUGCAGGAGCACCUGCUGCAAUUCAGUGGGCUCCAGAGCAACGAGGAAAAGAACGUGAUCGGCCCUGGUCUGCUCUGUAGAAAGAGGCUGCAGUCUGCUUUUGAAAAUGGUCAAAUGAAGAAGGCAAGGAGAGAUAUGUUUCUGCAGAUGCAGCAUUCUGCACUUGAGAAUAGCAUGGAUUCCAUCUGUGGAAAUGUUGCCGCUGACAGCGUUCAUCCACCCUCUCCUGUUGACCACGAUGAUGACCCGAUGAAAAGCAUUCCCACCUGCAAUGAAGUUUCCACAUGGCUGUCUUGGCAGCGAGGAGAUUCGCCACCCAGUCAGCCCAACUCAGCUGACAUGUGCGGCUCACUGCAUAUGACAGAAAGUCCCAACGGCUGUGUGUCCCAUCGGCCGGCGUUGCAGAGCCUGUUGGGAGCGGAUUGCGGCGAAUUCCUGCAUUAUGGACAUUAUCAUGGCUUUGGGGACACAGCAGAGGAGCUGUCUGACAGAGGCCACAUUGCUCACAAGUCCUUUCAAAAUGUGGACGGUGCCAUGCAUUGGUGCCAGGACUCAUAAGCCUAAGGCCGUGUGUUUUUUUUUUUUUUUUUUUCCUUCAAAGAUUAAAUGUCAUCUCCCAAAAUUGUCACACAAAAUUGGUUCAUGAUAGUGAUAUCACUUUUUUGGGACACAUUUUGGGAAUGUGCUCUCGGUGCUCUGCAUCUGACUCCUGUUUGUAUGAAACAGUGUUUCCCAACAUUUGUGCAAAGGUUAAUAUCUUACAUUAGAAAAAUUAUACAGUGUACCACCAAACAAAAACGUCACAUAAAAUAUGUUUAAGGCUGAUAAUGUCACAAUUUACUUGUGUGAAAUCUUUUUUGUAUGAGUGACAGGUUAAUCAUGCCUUCAGCCAUCGAACUGAAUUGUUCUGUCACUAAACAUUGCUGGCAAAGAUAAAUGACCAAAAUGCCUCAUUUGUACUGAAUAAUUUUCAGACCAAAUUAAGUGAAUUUUCUGCAGCACACUUAAUCUCUCAUGGCACCGUGGUUGGGAAUCACUGCUAUAAGAUACCGAGCAGAAAUUGCCUCCUUUUCUAUUAAACAUUCUGCAAUUUUGUAAAGAGUAGUGCACUGCAACAAAUCACUUUGUCAGGGUUAGUUUUGUAAUCUGUACUGGCUGCAUCCUGAUGUUACUUGAAGUACACUCAGUAGCUACUUCAUUUGGCGCUGCAAGCAGUAGGGGUAUGUGAUGGGAUUGGUGCUACUGUAUUUAAAUUCCUCUCAUGUUUGAUGUUGGACUGAAAAAACUAUUGUUCAUCUGACCCCAGCAGGACACGCAUUGUAUUCUUUGGUUAUGUUUUGUGAUAUGCAGAGUUAAGUAUUUAGCAUUAAGCUUUUUACGUGCUUCCCUCGACAUUCUC